Messenger RNA from Emiliania huxleyi CCMP1516, 1313 nucleotides. RefSeq lists its product as hypothetical. The transcript has 8 exons. Lineage: Eukaryota; Haptophyta; Isochrysidales; Noelaerhabdaceae. The record is from RefSeq and is a predicted model, not a curated record. Bases 1 to 1173 code for a protein of 390 amino acids.
AUGAACGCAGCCGCUCGCGCGCGUCACAACACUGUCGCGGUGCUCACGACGGUGGGCAUAGUCAACGGUGGACUGGUUGGAGGUAUCGGACCGUCGAUUGACGCAUUCGCUGCAAACACGGGCCUGUCACAGUCAACGCUCGCUGGACUAGUGCUCCAGAUGAAGUUGUCAAAACUGCUCGGCAACUAUUGCUGGACAUACUACGCCAACUCCUCUGCGCGCCAUGGGCGGCUCUCACCGCGCGGGCUGCACGCUGCACUCAUGCUCUGUUCAGCUGGGCUCUCAUGCGUGGUCGCCCGCGCCCGCACUUCUCCACGGUGGCUGCAGCUCGCGUGCUGGGGGUUUGGUCUCUGCUAUGGGUGCUCCGACGCCGGCGUGCUGAUGGCACUCGCCGUGCUCGCGGCGGCGGCGGCAGCAGUCCUCGCCUGUGCGGCGCCGCUGCCGAGGGGCGACGCCGCGUCGCUGCCACACUACGAGGCGCUGCAGCCAGACUCGCCCGGCGGCAACGGGCUGGAGCUGCAGCCUCUUCACGAGCCCGGUUCGACGGCGCAGUCGUCAGGCGACGGGCGCGACGGGCUGGGAAGGUCGCCUCUGCACCGGAGGCACGGCUUGGUCCUCGUGGGAGCGAUGGCGACGGUUCUCUUCAGCGUCACGGCCGCUGAGCACGGGGUGGCGACCUGGCUGCCGACCUAUGGACAGCGCGUCGGCGCGAUGGAGCUCUCGUCGCUCGCGCUCCUCUCCUCUGUCUUUUGGGCUGUCGUCACGGCCGGCAGGGUCGCCUGGUCUGCGUUCGCGGCGUCUGUCAGCUCGGCAUGGCACGCGCUUGCCUUCGACGCCAGUGUGAUGGUCGUGUCGGGGCUCAGCUACCUCGGCUAUGAGCUCCUCCAGUCGCAAUGGCUGCUCUGGCUGGGCACCUGCGGGCUUGGCAUCGCCAUCGCGAGUUCGGUGCCGGCCGCAAUGGCGCUGCCCGCGGAGGGCGACGUGAUCAUCAGCCCAAACGUGAUGCUGGUCUUCAACUUUGCGAUGUCUCUCGGCGAGCUGCUUGCACCGUACACGAUUGGCCUUUGCUUUGCACAGGGCUGGUACGGCGCUUUCACGGCGUGCACGGUUAUGAUGAGCCUCGCCGUGGCUGGCGCCACUGCCGUCGCUCGGUGCACGCUCGUGCCGAAUUGAGAUGCGCAGGGCGAGUUCUAAGGGCACUAGGAUGUAGGAACGAGACGCGAGUAGGGAAGGCACGAGAGUAGCGUGUUGUUUGUUAGGAGAGACACAUUGAGCAGGGGUUGUAUUUUUCAGGCGCGUCUUGUAGCGCACUU